This is a messenger RNA of Ectocarpus siliculosus, 1002 nucleotides long. The record is from the annotation of a GenBank genome assembly. NCBI's taxonomy places the organism in Eukaryota, Phaeophyceae, Ectocarpales, Ectocarpaceae.
AUGCAGAGCGAGACGUCUUACACGGACGAGAAGGGAGAGAAGAUGAGCCCCGAAACUCUGAGACAGCUCCUGAGGAAAGCCGGAUCCCCGGAGCGGGAAGCCCUCUUGCGAAAGCUUGAGACCAACGCGCGUCAGACGUUCAAGGUCGGCAAACUCAACCUGGUGGAUCUAGCGGGCUCCGAGCGUGUGCGGUUGUCUGGCGCCACUGGGCAGCGUUUGCGAGAGAGCAAAAAGAUCAACCAGUCGUUGUCGGCCCUUGGGAAUGUCAUAUCGGCGCUAACCGACCACCGGGGCAGGCAGCACAUCCCGUACCGCGAUUCGAAGCUCACUCGAAUCCUAGAAGACAGCCUCGGCGGAAACUGCAAAACGACCAUGAUGGCAAUGAUUAGCCCGGCGCUGGAGAGCAUGGUAGAGACCCUAUCGACAGUGAAGUUCGCGAGCAGAGCCAAGAACAUCAAGAACCAGCCCAUCGUCAACGAGGACUUCGACCAAAAGUCGUUGCUGAGGAAGUACGAGAGAGAGUUGAAACGCCUAAGGGCGGAGCUCGAGGAGCGAAGCCGCAACUUGGUGGACAAGCGGCAGCUGCUGUUCGUCGAGGGGGAGAGGAGGCGCGCAGAGGCUGAUAAAAUGGCCGCAAUCCGGGCGCUUGAGGAACGCUCCUUGGAGUUCCAGCGGGAGAAGGAAGAGAAGAGGCUCCUGGAAGGGCGCAUCGCAAUGCUCACCGGCCAAAUGAUCGGGAGGGGCAGACGCUCAGACGGCGGCACUGAGGGGGUGGACUACGCCGACCGCUUAGCGGACCUCGAGCGAGAGCGCAACACCAUUGAGCUGGAAAAGGAGCAGGUGGAGAGGUAUAAGCAACUGCUCAUGAAACAAAGAGACAUCAUGAUAGCCUUAACCCAACGCCUGAACGAGAGGGACGAUGCGGUGAGCUUGCAGGAACUCCGGCAACAUGCUUGGUUCCACAUCUUUACAAAAAGAGACCAACAAUGCCGCCGGACCUGA